This is a messenger RNA of Adineta ricciae, 972 nucleotides long. The record is from the annotation of a GenBank genome assembly. NCBI's taxonomy places the organism in Eukaryota, Metazoa, Rotifera, Eurotatoria, Adinetida, Adinetidae.
AUGACGAGCACAGCUGCCGAAGCUGUUGGAUUUUACGGUUACCUACUUUCAACUCCAUUUGGUUUCGUCGGACAUAUAUGUAGUAUAAUAACAUUUUCAUCUCAGACUCUUCGCAGCACUUCAACUGGAUUAGUUUUUAUGACCUUAACUCUCUCUGAUAUGUUGUAUCUCUUCAUAUCUAUCCGUGAUUUUGUUUCAGUAACGCUUAAUUUACCAUCCAUACGUAGUGAACAUCUCUGUCGUUUUCGAGAAUUUGCAAGCAAUUUCGCAGCAUUUACAUCUUCUUGGCUACUUGUUCUCAUUUCCAUUGAUAGGCUCAUUUGCACUCAUUUCCCGUAUCGAACGGCAAAGAUCUGUACACGAAAAGUCGCCGGUUGUUCAAUAGUUGCUGUGAGCAUAUGUUCUGCUGCUUUCACAAGCCACGUUCUUCAACCAGCAGUUUCCUACGCUAAUCCAUCAAGUAACUGGUGUGGUCCUCCGGCAUUUCCUUCGACUGACUAUUCCAUCUUUUACUACAACACUUGGACUAUCCUGCGAUUGAUGAUUCUUUAUAUUGUCCCUAGUUGUUUCAUGAUCGUGUGUUUAGUGAGUGUUCACUUGAAAAUACAUAGGCGUCCAACUAUUAUUGUACCAUCAGUUCGUAGAGAGCGCGUCCAACGACAGAUGCUUAUCCUGAUGAUUUCAACUGUCAUCUGGUUUUGCGUAUCGACAUUGCCUUACUCUGUUUAUCAAAUUUUUUACCUCAAAUUCGGAGAUGUUUCGGUAUUGCCGAUUGAAAUCUUUGUGUUUUACAACGCUCUAAAUAUGAAUUAUUGUUACAACUUCUACAUUCAUUGCUUAACAUCACAAUUAUUUCGACAAAAUUUCAUUCAGAAAUUGAAGCAACUUUAUCUAUGGUUAAAAAGAAAAACGAGAAGACAAGUUGCUAAUCAAAUUUAUCCAAUGAUUACAAACAUCCAGCCAACAAUUUAA